Adineta steineri is the source of this 621-nucleotide messenger RNA. Lineage: Eukaryota; Metazoa; Rotifera; Eurotatoria; Adinetida; Adinetidae. The record is from the annotation of a GenBank genome assembly.
AUGUAUGACAAUUCAACAUAUGGAUGUAAUAUAACAAAUCCAAUGAAUGAACAACAAAAAUCUAUGUAUUCUCAUAUUCCUCCAUUAUUAAUUCAACUUCGUCAACAAAUGAUAUCUUAUCCAAAUGAUUAUUUUCAAGGUCGUGGUAUUGUUCUCACUAUUGGACCAAAUCAAAUGUCACUAGCAAAAGUUAAUUUAAAGAUGAUUGAACAUAGUCGUACUCGACUAAGUGUUCAGAUAUGGUAUUCAUCCACUACAAUCUCACAUAAAAAUAUGAUUAAAUUAUUUAAAUAUGCACCAAGAGUUAAUUUAAGUGUUUGUUGUUUUCAUACAGCUCAAUGUAGAACUUAUCAAAAAACAUGGCAAUUGAACACUACUCAUGUUUACAAACCAGCAGGCAAUAAUCUUCUUAAAAACUUUGCUUAUAAACCAGCUGCAAUUUUAAGUGCUACAUUUGCUGAAGUGCUCUUUCUCGAUUCUGAUGCAUAUGUCACAAGAGAUCCUGAAGAACUUUUUCUUUUGGAUCCUAUGUAUCUCAAAUUUGGUGCACUCUUCUAUCCUGAUGCUCAUAUUAGUCGGCAAGAUUCAAUAGUAUGGCAAUUAUUUAAUACAAGUUGUGGU